Parnassius apollo (apollo) is the source of this 255-nucleotide messenger RNA. NCBI's taxonomy places the organism in Eukaryota, Metazoa, Arthropoda, Insecta, Lepidoptera, Papilionidae. The record is from the annotation of a GenBank genome assembly.
AUGUCAAUAACAACGUUUUAUUACAUACUUUCUCAUCUGAGUGAUGAUUUGAAAGCUCGCCGAACACAUGUAUCGUUACCUCCUGAAGAAGCAGUAGCCGUCACGUUGAGAUACCUGGCGACUGGUUCAACAUUAUCGGAUAUGUACUACAAUUACCGAAUUGGCGUUGCAACUCUCAGCCAAAUAAUACGACACGUUUGUCAGAAGAUAUGGAUUUUAUUAAGACAUCGACAUCUACCAAAACCCACAGAAUAA